Neoarius graeffei (lesser salmon catfish) is the source of this 5461-nucleotide messenger RNA. RefSeq names its product PH domain and leucine rich repeat protein phosphatase 2 (gene phlpp2). The record is from RefSeq and is a predicted model, not a curated record. The coding region runs from base 69 to 4325 and encodes 1418 amino acids. The transcript is spliced from 19 exons. NCBI's taxonomy places the organism in Eukaryota, Metazoa, Chordata, Actinopteri, Siluriformes, Ariidae. Gene Ontology annotation, molecular function: protein binding.
UUCUGCCGCCUCCUGUGUCGGAAUUCAGAAGGAGUCGUUCCGAGUGGAGUUCCUGUAGAAGCGACGGCAUGAAGGACGAGGAGAAAAGCGCCGAGAGGAAAGGCGGUGCCGGUGUGGAGGAGGGCCGGAGCUGCGGGGGGACGUGGCCGAGCCCCGGGCUCCACGACGCGGCAUCGAACCGAUCGGCGAGCCGCUUAGGAGGAGGAGGAGGAGGAGGAAGCUCCACCACCACCUCCACUGCUGCUCCUGCAGGGAUCCGGGUUUUAAAGCGUAACAUGAAGCGGAAUGGCAGCAGAGCCUGCUUGACCAAGAAGACUCGCUUUGGCUCCCGUGAGAGGGACUGGCUGAAGGGCGACACCCAGCGCGGGUGUGUGUGUCUGUACGGGGCCACCGAGGUCGUGACUCCGGGACCCCAGACCGCGACCACGACCCAGCCCGACCUCAGACUGGUGCUGUGCUCCACCAGCACCACGGUGGAGGAGCUGUGUGCCCAGCGUCACGGCCAGGGCCUUUACCUGCAGCUGCACGGAGACCUGAUCAGGAGGCUGGACUCAUCCGAGUGUCCUCUUCAGAUGGUGUAUGAUUAUCUGACCACUAUGGGCUACGAUGAUCCGAUGCGUGUCCAGCAGGAAGCGGCGAACUCUGACCUCAGCUGCAUGAUUCGUUUCUACACCGAGCGGCCGGCAAACGCUGACCAGCAGGACCGGACCCUCCUGAAGGGCGUCUUCAACGUGCGCAAAGGCAAGACGCAGCUCCACAAGUGGGCGGAGCGACAGGUGAUCCUGUGUGGCACGUGUCUGAUCGUGGCGUCGGUGAAGGACAGUCUGACGGGGAAGAUGCACAUCCUGCCUCUGGUCGGGGGGAAGGUGGAGGAGGUGAAGAGGAGGCAGCACUGCCUGAUGUUCAGCUCGGCUGGACCUCAGGCUCACACCUACUACGUUAACUUCGACACGCUGGCCGAGUAUCAGCGCUGGCAUCGACAGGCCUCGAAAGUGGUGUCUCAGACCAUCAGCUUGGUGGAUUUGUCCUGCUACAGUCUGGAGGAGGUUCCUGAAUAUCUCUUCUACAGCCAAGACGUGACGCACCUCAAUCUGCGCCACAACUUCAUCAGUCUCCAGGGUCCUGGAGGUCUUUGCAACUUUAACAGGUUCACUCAGCUGAAGAGUCUCAACCUGUCUCACAACCGACUCGGCGUGUUCCCCGAGGCCAUGUGUGAAAUCCUGACUCUAUCCGAGCUCAACCUGUCCUGUAAUGGUCUCAGCUCCAUUCCCGCUCGCAUCGGUAACCUCCAGAGUCUGCAGACUCUCUCUCUGGAUGGGAAUCACUUGAGCUCUCUGCCUGAUGAGUUGGGCGACCUGGUGCAGCUCUGCAGUCUCGGGCUCUCCUUCAACACGUUCCCUCACAUCCCCGCCGUGCUGGAGAGGCUCAGCGCUGUGGACCGGCUGCUCAUGGCCGGGAACCGAGUCGAAGCCUUGGAGCUCUGCAGCCUGCUGAGGAUGAGUCACGUCAAGAACAUCGACUUGCGGCUAAACGGACUCCGCAGUGUGAAAAGCGAGACUCUGGAGCCCAUAAAGCAGCUCAUCCAGCUGGACCUGAGGGACAACCGGCUGACCGAACUGGACCUGAGCGCCGCCUGUAACCUGGACACUCUGCACUGCGAGCGCAACCAGCUGGAAGCGCUCACGCUCAGCGGCUUCACGCUGCGCAGCCUGUACGCGAGCAACAACCGUUUGUCUACAAUCAGCAUCUAUCCAGUUCCUAAUCAGCUCACGUUCAUGGACGUAUCCUGGAAUGUUCUGGAAUACCUGCCCGACUGGCUGUGUGACAGCAGAAAGCUCGAGGUGCUGGACGUCUCCUACAACCUGCUGUUGGAGCUGCCGGCCAGACUGCUCAGUGGUCUGAGUCUGAGGAAGCUGCUGGCUGGCAGUAACUCGUUGCAGCGUGUUCCUGAGUUACUCGAUCACGUCCCUCUGGAGAGCCUCGAUCUGCAGCACAACAGACUCACUGAGCUCCCGGAGAGCUUCUUCUCCAAGGCCUUAAAUUUAAAAUACCUGAAUGUGUCCGCCAACAUGCUGGAGACAAUCCCACCGAGUAGCCAAACUGAGGAGAGCCUCAGCACCCUCCAGGAGCUCUACCUCACCAGGAACAACCUGACCGAGAACUGCGCCGCCCUGCUGGUAGGACACCAGAAUCUACGGGUUUUGCACGUGGCCUAUAACCAGCUGCUGUCUUUCCCUGCAAGUAAGCUGAGUAAGCUGGAGCUGCUGGAGGAGCUGAAUGUGAGCGGGAACAAGUUGAAGACCGUCCCUUCCACCGUGUCCAGUUGUAAGAGACUCCACACCCUCAUCUCGCACUCCAACCACAUCAGCGUCUUCCCUGAAGUCCUCAACCUGCCCGAGAUAAAGUUGGUGGACGUGAGCUGUAAUGAGCUCACUGAGAUCCUGCUGCCCGAUUCUGUCCCGCCCACGCUGCAGGAACUCGACCUGACGGGGAACAGCAGCCUGAUGCUGGAGCACAAAACCCUCAACCUGUUCAGUCAUAUCACGACUCUGAAGCUGGACCAGAAGCCGUCUCUGAGCGCAGCGGACUCGCAGGCCUCGUGUGUCCUUUGGGAUCACGGCUACGCUGAGAUGAGCGGCCAGAGGAACAAGUUGUGUGUGUCCGUGCUGGCCAUGGAUCGAUUCGGGGACGGCGUGGAAGCAGUUUACGGGAUUUUCGACGGCGACCGGAAUGAGGAAGUGCCGCGGUUGCUGCAGUGCACCAUGGGAGACGUGCUGGCUGAAGAGCUCCAGCACAGCAGCGUGGACACCGUGUACAUGUGCAACACGUUCCUCACCUCACACAGAAAGCUGGGGAUGGCUGGGCAGAAGCUCGGGGCGUCGGCUCUCCUCUGCUACAUUCACCACGAGUCGUCUGAGUCAAGCAGCUACUUUAGCCUCACCGUGGCCAACGUAGGAACCUGCCAGGCUGUUCUGUGCCGCGACGGCCAACCGCUCGCCCUAUCCAAAGUCCUGAGCCUGGAACAGAGUGCUGAGGAGAUGGAGAGGGUCAAAACAGCCAAGGCGAUCAUCACGGAGGAUAACAAGGUGAGUGGUGUUACAUGCUGUUCUCGCCUGUUGGGAUGCUCCUAUCUGUCCCCCUGGGUUCUUCCUAAGCCCUGGGUACGAACUGAACCUCUUUGCGUUCAGGAUGAAUUCCUGAUCUUGGGCAACAGGGCACUUUUCCAACAUCUGUCUUACCAAGAGGCGGUGACAACUGUGCUGGCCGUCCGAGAUCCUCGAGCCGCUGCCAAAAAGCUCUGCACGCUUGCCCAGAGCUAUGGGUGCAAGGACAAUGUCGGGGCAGUAGUUGUAGCUCUGCGCAUCUGCGAGGACAGUUGUACCUGUGAUCCACCAGUUUCCACAGAGGUCCGAGGACCUCCUGUACCUACCCCUAUCUGUAUUACCUCUGUGCCACUUCUGGACCCGGCCACUUCUUCAUCAAGUAGUGGCAUUGCCUCAGAAUUCAACAGCGAGACAUCUGCCUCUGAGGUGGGAAGCGAGGCUGGAUCCACGGCAUCUGACGAACACACUUCUUCAGGCCCAAAUGCACGGCCCGAUCGCCGCUGUAGCGUGCACCCAGCUGCCACGUUUUGUAACACCGGAGGUCCCGGAAGUCUUGGAGCUGGAACUCACCCUGCUUUGUUCCAGCGUCAACCAUCCUCCGCGACAUUUUCUAGCAACCAGUCUGACAAUGGUCUCGACAGCGAUGAUGAGGCUCCACUGGAGGGUGUCAUUUCCAACGGGAGUAAGUUGGAAGUCGAGGUGGACAUCCACUGCUGUGCUUUCCAGCUCCGCUCUGGGCGUCCAGAAAGCCCCAAGGAUCUGGAUCUCCGCAGCUCCGACUACACCAACAGCAAGAUGCGCCGUCAGAACAGUGUGGUCGUGUCAACUGCAAACGGCUGCCUUCUUGCCGUUUGUGGCCGCGAGAUCUCGGACCUCAAGAAAUCUCCCUCUACGUCCAGUCUGUUUGGGAAGAAGCUCUCUAAUGGUUCUGUUGUGGCACCUGAGGACAGUCAUAACAUCAUUGAGGUAGCACUCGAAGCACCGAAGAAGAAGUCUGGUUACUUUGCCGCACCCGCCCAACAAGACCCCGAGGAUCAGUUAAUCAUUCCGCCGAGUCUUGAACAAGAUGUUCGGGAGCAGCUGAGGGGCCAAAGUCCUGUGGUUUCUGGUCCUCCGCCACCUUUAACACCUCCCACAAGCAGAGAUUCAAACUGGGAUCACCCUCACCCUGGUCUCCCUCCUGCUACCUUUCAGCAGGAGGUCUAUGACACUGCUCUGUAGCGGGUAGUACCCGAGAUGACCUAGUGCCAUAUUGUCGAGAUGGAUGUGGUUCAUUUUGCUGUGAUUUUUUUUUUCUCCAGUUCUUAUUCAGCUCUAUCAUUGUGUGAAGACCUGCAUGUGCUUUUGUGGUGACAUCCCAUUUACCUGGAGAGGUCUCUGGUAUGGUAAAUCUAAGGAGCAGAAAAUAUUGACAAAAGUGCACAAAUUUCAAGACUAAUAAAACAAAAUUCUGAAAGAUGGCUAUCUAGCAAAAACUACAUUGUGAACUAAAAUACCUCAUUUACAACCUUGAAUAACUAACGAGCUACAUAGCCCUUUAUGACAUAAUUUGGCAGAAAGGAUUUUUGAGCUUAAACCACGACCAAAAGGUAAGAAAAGUGCCUAUCGCAGAUGGUUCAGGCUCUCCAGGGCCUCCAUUGGUCUGGUGCAAUUUCACUGUUACCCAGAAACGCCACUUUUUUUUUCUUUUCCUGCCUAAAACAGCCUACUCGAUCAAUGUUAGUUGAAGUGAAAAGCUGAAGUACGAUUGGGAAAACUCAGCUUUCUUCAUCUUAUCUGGUGGAGUGUAGAUUGCAGAACAAACUUCUAAAGCCAUGAGAAGGAUGGCACACACUCUUUGAUUGGCUUCCUCCAGCCUUUCUGGAACCUCCUGCACAAAAUAUGCACCACACACCACAUGCUGUCGUGGUGGACUUUGAGAAUUGCGGUGGUUCUCGCCAAGAUUGUGACUGAGAGGAUGAGUUAAACUUGAUACUAUCUCGUAUCAUUUCACGAUGCAUCCGAGUUGCACUUGCAAUCUCGGCCAAUCAGAAAGAGACCGUUAUCGACCUAACUGGCUGAAAUCACGACUUAAUUGUGAGUUAUUAGGAGUUGUGAGGAGUACUUGAAGCGUGCCAUUAGAGACUGAAUUAUCAAAGCACUCGCGCCUAAAGCUUUUGAGGCUGAAAUACUGUACAUACUUGGUCUUUGCACUAAAAGUGCUGCAAAGUAACACUGGUACUGAUAGAGCAUGAAUAGGGUAUUUUUCAUCCUAUAUCUGAACCGCUAAGCUAAUUAAUUAUGAAAAAAAAACCUUUAUAUCCAUAUGUUCUCCUGAGUGGGUUUAUGUCUGUGCACAACACCUGAUUUCAUCUGAU